CAUGGAAAAAGGAUGCAAUUUGAGGAGCACGGAGAAGAGAAAUGGAGUUGAAGUAAACGAGGGGGUGUAUUUGAGGAAGUCAAUUGGUUAUUUUGUUGGGGUUAAUUUUAUAGUAGGUGUAAUUGUAGGCUCAGGGAUAUUUAUUUCUCCUGCUGGGCUACUGGAGUAUUCACGCCUCAAUGUUGGAGUGGCACUUUCGAUAUGGGCAGCUUCUGGAGUUCUUUCCAUGCUUGGAGCCCUCUGUUAUGCAGAACUGGGGACUGCACUUCCUUCGUCAGGUGGAGAAUACUAUUAUGUUAAUAGAGGACUUGGACCAAUUCCUGCCUUUUUACUAUUGUGGAUUAAAAUUGUAUGUGUCAUGCCUAUGGGGUCAUCUAUUUUAGCCAUGACAUUUACAGAAUAUGCCGUUCAGCCUUUCUAUUCCGGAUGUCCUGCUCCAGUACUGGUGAAGAAAGGAGUUGCUAUUGCCGUUAUCUUAACCAUUUCCUGUGUUAACUGUCUUAGUGUGACAGGGGGGUUGUGGGUGCAGAAAAUAUGCACGUUCCUAAAAAUGGUAGCUUUAGUUAUAAUUUCAAUUGGUGGGCUGGUGCUGCUUGCCAAAGGUAGAACAGAGAACCUGGAAAAUGCAUUCAGUGGAGAGAUUCCCAAUGUGUCACAGAUUGGACAAGCCUUCUAUCAAGGACUGUGGGCAUUUUCAGGCUGGAAUACUUUGAAUUAUCUUGAAGAGGAGGUGAAAACCCCCAGUAAAACUAUCCCUCGAUGUAUUAUAACAGCUGUGCCUUGUGUCAUUGUGUUCUACCUGUUGGUUAAUGUCUCCUACCUUACUGUCAUGACACCAAAAGACAUGGUCUCUUCAGCUGCUGUAGCCGUCACAUGGGCAGACAGAACCAUUGGUCAUUUUUCUUGGAUAAUUCCUGUGUCUGUUGCCAUUUCUACAUUUGGCUCCCUAAAUAGUUCCACGUUUCUCCAGAGCAGACUGAACUAUGUUGCAAGUAGAGAAAGACAUUUGCCGCAUGUUUUGUCCAUGCUACAUGUUAAAUAUCUAACACCAGCUCCAGCAAUAAUAUUCUCUACAAUGUUUUCAAUAUUUUUCCUCAUUCCCUCUGAUAUUCUGAUGCUAACAAACUACAGUAGUUUUGCUGAAUGGCUUAUGGUUGGACUUACCUGCAUUAGUCUAAUAGUACUUAGAUACCGUGAGCCCAACCUUCAUAGACCAUACAAGGUAUUUUUACCAUUUGCAUUUGUGAUGGCGGCUGCUUCCUUCUUCCUAGUACUUUCCCCUAUCAUACAGGAACCCGAAGUGGAAUACAUCUACGCCUUGAUGUUAAUGUUGGGAGGCCUUAUCUUCUACAUUCCAUUUGUACAUUUCAAAUUACAUUUCAAAAUCUUUGACAAAAUUACAUGCUUUUUACAGCUACUUAUGGAAGUAUCACCCCCAACUGAGUACAGUGAGAUUAAAUGCCAAUAAAUACAUUAUUGACACUAACACAAAUAAUGUAAAAACACUGUUUAAAUCAAUCAAUAUAUUUCAUGAUUCAUACUUGCACAUUUGUAAUUGUGGAUUGGUAAAUUGCAAUAUAAUAGAAUAUAUGGAACGUGUAUGGCACUUUACCUCUGUUAGCUUGUGUAUGUAAUUGGGUGAAUAAAAUACUGUACUGUAACUGUAUGUGUAACUACAUAUUUUGUUUUUUAAAACAGCAAGGCCCUCUCGCUCCACCAGUAUGUGACACAGAAAGGAAUAAGCCACAAAGUGGUGUUUUGCAGCAAUGUGUAACAAUAUGGGAGGGUUUAUAGAGAGGAUGAAUUAAAUAGGAAGCAUCAGAAAAGUAGAGGGAAAGUAAAGAAAACUGGAUUCAUUGAUACGAGGAGCAAUGAUAUGUGACACCAGUUUUGUAGUCAUAACUGCAUAAAGUCGUAUUCAAAUUGUAUUGAAUUUUCUCCAGUAGCCAACCAAAAUGAAUAAUAAAGAGUUGAACUUGUCUGUUCCACAAACCAGGGUUCAAUCCUCUGUCACUUCAUGCAAUACUAUUUUAAGAAGAGGGCCCCAUACUCAAGAAUUAUGCGCUGUGGUGUGUAUGAUGGUGACUGUAAAUAACAAGAGUCCAGGCAGUGUUGUAAGUGACUAAAACAAAGGUUUAUUUUUAAAAAAUAGGUCGGCCAGGGUGUCCUCGGAUCACCGCGCACCAGCGACCCCUAUAGUCUGGCCAGGCGCCUGCGGGCUUGCCUGUAAGCUGCCCGAGAGCUGCGUUGUCCUCCGACACUGUAGCUCUUGGAUGGCUGCAUGGUGAGUCCGCAGUGUGAAAAAAAGCGGUCGGCUGAUGGUACAGCGUGUGUUUGUCUUCGCCCUCCCGAGUCAGCGCAGGGAUGGUAGCGGUGAGCUGAGUCUAAAAAUAAUUGGCCAUUCCAAAUUGGGAGAAAAUAAUAAAAAUAAUUGACAAUGACUAAAUUUAAUAAAAAUAAAAAAAUAAAUCUGCAUGGCCAUGCAAACAUUGGUAAUCCAGUCGUUACAGUUGCCCCAAGCUGUGUCGCAGCCGCUUAUUGAGCUCCGCGCAACUUUCCUGGGCACAUCCCCCCAGCCAAUCUGGUCGUUCUGAUCUGAUCAGCUCAGCGCAGGGCAAGCCCACUGCUCAACUGGUCGCUUAGCAACCUGUCACAGCUGACUUCUCAAAGACACACACACACACACACACACUCCAUGAACCAGCGACAGGGCUCCCUGUCACAAGGACCUAUAGUCAGCCUUGUACUUUCCAAGCUCUGUGCCCUAUAGCUAGCCUUGUAAUGUAUCCAAGCUGUGCUAGCAUGCACGGAUCGGAACACAACCAAGGAAAAACUGGCUAUACAAAAAGAUCAAAGUAAAAAAAAAACAGAUAGAUAAAGGUAGCUUGUAAACGUGGCGAAUACUUUCACGGUCAGCCCAUAGCCCCUACGGUUCAUUCUUUUAAACAAAAAGGAAGCAGAGAAAACACUGGUAGAAAAAUUCACCCCACAAAUAAGAUAAAACACCUUAAUCCCCCUCUAUGUUGAAAGUGUACCUAGCAGCCAUAUCUUCAUGCCAUGUCCCCACUGAGUCAGUGUCCCGGAGGCUCAUAUAUUAGCGACCCAUUUUCUGAAUGGAGCUCGGCGGUUACGUCCUCCUAAGAAGGACGUCCUCCCCAAAUGGAGUCUAGACGUGGUAUUGGAGGCUCUUACUAAGGCCCUGUUUGAACCUAUACAUUCCAUAGAGUUGAAAUAUCACUCUAUGAAGACAGCCUUUCUAUUAGCCAUCACCUCCACUAAGUGAGUUAGUGAGCUACAGGCUCUGUCAGUGCACAGUUCCUGUAUGCGUAUUUGGGACAAGGGAAACAGGGUAUUGUUUGCGCAUGAACCCUGCUUUUCUCCCUAUGGUGAUUACGGCUUUUCACUUGAAUCAAUCAGUGGAACUAGAGGCUUUCCAUCCCCCUCCUUUUGCGGAGGAGACGGACCAGAGAUUGAAUUCCCUCUGCCCUGUUAGGACAUUGAGAGAUUAUGUGUAAAAAUAAUAGUAAAAAUAACAGUAAAAAAUUAUAAAAGUCUGUGUAUUCAUUUAUGUCGUGAAUACGAUUUCCCAUAAUUUGUUUGUAUUCAUUCCUGUGACUUAUUUUCCAAUGCAGUUCUCUUUUAUUAACAGGGCUGUUUUAGGUAGAGUAGCGAGUAGUCAGGUCUAGCUAACAGUGAAUAACAGUCAAGAUUUUUUAACAAGUUGUCAAAGUAUUCAGUACAUUUAUUAACAAACAAAACAGCCACAGCAUGUUGUUUCAAUGUAGUACAUCUGUUUUCCCCGUUCUUCAUACAUUUCAAUCAGUAAACUAAAGGGCAGCAGUGUGGUGGAGUAGUGGUUAGGGCUCUGGACUUUUGACGGGAGGGUCGUGGGUUCAAUCUCAGGUGGGGGACACUGCUGCUGUACCUUUGAGCAAGGUAAUUUACCUGGAUUUCUCCAGUA
This is a messenger RNA of Acipenser ruthenus (sterlet), 3961 nucleotides long. RefSeq names its product b(0,+)-type amino acid transporter 1-like. NCBI's taxonomy places the organism in Eukaryota, Metazoa, Chordata, Actinopteri, Acipenseriformes, Acipenseridae. Bases 2 to 1468 code for a protein of 488 amino acids. Gene Ontology annotation, molecular function: L-amino acid transmembrane transporter activity. The transcript is spliced from 4 exons. Gene Ontology annotation, cellular component: membrane. The record is from RefSeq and is a predicted model, not a curated record. Gene Ontology annotation, biological process: amino acid transmembrane transport.